Molecule: messenger RNA, 900 nt
Organism: Suillus bovinus
Lineage: Eukaryota; Fungi; Basidiomycota; Agaricomycetes; Boletales; Suillaceae
Exons: 1
Coding region: 1-900 (299 amino acids)
Source: RefSeq, a predicted model, not a curated record
AUGGCCGACCCAUCAUCGGAAGUAUGCCCUGAUUUCGCCGGCGAAUUCUACAAUGCAAUCCACACAGAUCUCACUGCGGCAACCAAUGCCGAACCCCAACAAAUCAUUGACAGACUGGUUGAGACCUGGAUGGCAGGCCACGACGCGAGAGUCGCAGAAUGGAAUAGAUGCCGGGAUGAAGAAGCACAAGAAGAAGAAGAGAUGCAAUUAGUGCGUGCAGCUAGAGAAGAGGAAGAACACCUAGCAAGGCAAGUCGAGGAAGAGAACGAGCACCUCAAAUCAGAGAAGAAGAAGCCCAAGAUGAAUGGUUUCAAUGUAGCGUCCACCAUUGGCGAUGCCAUAGCGCUGCGUCCCUCCCAAUAUGCCAUCCAAAAACUAAACAAUUUUGAAUAUAUAGAACUAUGGUACUUCUCCCCCGAUGGCUGCAAAGAAGCCAUGAAGACGUCGUGUUCCAUUGCAGAUGAUACCUUCAGCCUAACCAAACUCGACGAUCAUCUAACCAUCCGCCCGACCUCUGCCUCCAAGGCCUCCAAAGCAGUGCUCCCAGACCACGAGCUAUCCUUCUCCACUUUCCUUCGAGUGAAGAACUUGUUUCUUACGCAAGCAAGCACUGCUAAAUGGCCUCAAGCAAACCUUGACGCCCUCGCCAUAUUUUUCUGGCACCUUGAGAACCAUGCCAUCCGAAACAACAGCAAAAUAGGCGACAUAGUAAUCCUGCACUAUGCAUCAUGUGUUCGCCAGGAGUGGCAUGACCGACUCAAACGUGAUGAAGCUUUCAACAUCGGAAUCAUCAAUGAAACCCUCCUCCGCACCAUUAAUGAAGAGAUUUGGGACCGAGUGCGCUCCAGAUCUUUGAACACUGUGCGUAAUUUUUCCCUUGCUACUACACUGCAACAAUAA